Messenger RNA from Scatophagus argus, 4302 nucleotides. RefSeq names its product limb and CNS expressed 1 like (gene lix1l). The record is from RefSeq and is a predicted model, not a curated record. The coding region runs from base 226 to 1296 and encodes 356 amino acids. Gene Ontology annotation, cellular component: cytoplasm. Lineage: Eukaryota; Metazoa; Chordata; Actinopteri; Scatophagidae. The transcript has 6 exons. Gene Ontology annotation, biological process: autophagosome maturation.
UGUGACUGACAAUCCCGCAGUCUAAUCCAGAGAGCGAGGAUGCAUAGCAGCAGUGAUAUGUGUCGAAUGAACAUCGGCUAAGUACUUCAUUUGGCUGUGACUGACAAAAGCCAGCAAACAUUUUCUUCAUUCAGCCCUUAGAGAGCAUUUUUGAACCUGAAACCGUCGGGUUUAACGGUUUAAAUUUCAUCCAGACCGGGACUUCGCAGACGUUACGUUCGGACAAUGGAAUCUAACGUUAUCCCGGACAGUAUCCGCCCUCAGAGGCUACAGCCAGGGAUUGGAUUCGGUUCAGGACCGACCGGGACCCUCCGCUCCUCUCUCCGGCCCGGGGUUACGGUCCCCAUCGCGCCGCUUUUGCCCUCUCCGGCCUCUCUGGCCGCUUCGUCUGGGCCUCCUCCUCCACCGCCCCCGCUGCAGCUCCACAGCCUGUACGGCGGUGUCGGAGCGGGGCUGGGGCCGGGGGCUACCGGCCACUGUAACCCGGGGAACCCGGCGGUGCUGAAGGAGGCGGUGGAGGCUGUGGUCCGCAGCUUCGCCAAACACACGCAAGGUUAUGGCAGAGUAAACGUGGUGGAAGCUUUACAGGAGUUUUGGCAGAUGAAGCUGAGCAGAGGGGCCGACCUGCGGAAUGGAGCUCUAGUUGUUUAUGAAAUGGUCCCCUCCAACAGCCCCCCAUACGUCUGCUAUGUUAGUCUUCCUGGUGGCAGCUGCUUCGGGAGUUUCCAGUUCUGCCCCACGAAGGCCGAGGCAAGACGCAGUGCCGCCAAGAUUGCCCUGAUGAACUCUGUUUUCAAUGAACAUCCCUCUCGUCGCAUCACAGACGACUUCAUUGAGAAGAGCGUCAGUGAGGCUCUGGCCUCCUUCAAUGGAAACAGAGAAGAGGCUGACAAUCCGAACACAGGAAUUGGGGCAUUUCGCUUCAUGCUUGAGUCCAACAAAGGAAAAUCUAUGCUGGAGUUUCAGGAGCUGAUGACGGUGUUCCAGCUGCUGCACUGGAAUGGAAGUCUCAAAGCUAUGAGAGAACGGCAGUGUUCCCGACAGGAAGUGCUGGCUCACUAUUCCCACCGGGCUCUCGAUGAUGACAUGCGCACUCAGAUGGCUGCCGACUGGGUGAACAGAGAACAGAGCGUAGCGGGCACCAUUGCGCAGGAGAUGGCGUCGACAGAGCGAGAACUGGAGGAUGCCAGGUUGGCGGGCAGAGAACUUCGUUUUUAUAAAGAGAAGAAAGACAUCCUGAUGUUAGCCGUGGGCCAACUCAGUGCAGCCAACACUGCCACCUUGCCCUCACACUAAACCUGUCAUCCGCUGUGGAAACAUACCUUCGCACUCCAUAGGAUUCCUAGUAACAGUAUUGAUCACUACAUAGAUAUAAUGGUGAUAUCGUCUGAACUUGUAGGUUUUGUAUCUUGUGUUUUGUCAUGAGGACCAGGUAGUCAGGCCUUGACUUAAAGUAUGCACAUCCGUCCAUAAAACAAACUCUUGCCGCUAUAGCUGAUACCUCCUUGUGCCUAGUGAUUACAAGAUAACAGUACUUUUUAAAAGAUACCUGUAAAUGUGCUACUAUAUCAACUCGUAAUAGACCUACAGAAACAAAGCCUGCCUUUCAUCAGUGAAUGUAUGGCGCAUAAGUUAAUUUGACCCAUCACGUUUGUUCAUUUGUUCAAGGUGUGGAUCAUUCUGCGCUUUGUUCUUUUAUGGUUUGGGUGUGUUUACUUGCAUGUAGAUUUUUGGAAUUGGAAAAGUGAAGGUGGUUAAAUGAAAGGGACUUAAAACCUUGAUGGCAAAUACCUAAUGUCCAUUCAUUAGAAUAUUUCUGAAAUACCACCACAAAAUACAGCAAUGGGUUAAAAGAUCACACCUAAUGGGUCACAACUCUUUUCUGCCGGUUGUAAUCACAAUAUAGUGUAAAUGUGUGGAAAUUAAAUCCUCAAUUAAUAGCAGAAUUCAUGUAAGCAUUGAAAUACACUUAUAAGCUCAUGUAAUAAUUUGAGAGUACUUUGCGAAAAAGUCAGCAGGUGACCGAUCGCUCUGACAGCAGCUCAGGUUUUUUGAAAAAUCAGAUCGAAUCAUAUUUUUGUUUUUUGUUUAUGAAGGCUUUCGACUAGUUUAGUGUUCAUUGUAUGCUUGGUAACUAUGACACUAGCUGAAUGUAUAUUUUCAGUGUGCUCUCAACUAAAGUAUCUGCUCAGUCAUUGCUGUUUAACAUGUAGAUUAUUGAAUUACUCUUGUGAUACAGAUUGUGUUUGUCAUGUGGUUCAUCUGGCAGAAACAAAGAACAGCCACACAGUGGUGGUGGUGGUGGUCAGAAGUAAAAGGCCAAAAAAUGAGUUAAGGGUUUUAACAAGCUGAUUCAUCGUGUGUGAGUCAUGGCAGUCAGUACAAAACAGUACCAGCACUUGUGGUUUAUGUUUUUUGACAUACUGAAAACAGAAUCUAUCUGUUUGUUAGCAAUGCUAUUGUAUAUCCAUAGGUUAAAAUCAAAUUAUGUAGCUCGCACUUAUCACCUUUUCAAAUAUUUUUUAUGUUGAAGGACUCGAUGUUGUUUAUACUUUAAAUGUGACAGCUUUAUUUUUCUCCGUCUAUCAAAAGUGUAUUGAAUGCAUUAACCGGAUGAAGACAUUUUAGUGAGUAGCCUUUUAAAGACCCCAUGUAAUUGAAGUGAGAGUUUAAUUGAUGAUAUGUGGCUCUGGCUGGAAGGGAAUCUGGGCAGUCAGUUAUGCAAGUUAAACAGCAGGAGGGCCCGUCUGCCUGCUGAAGGCUGGAUUAUCAACAGCAGACACCGAUUACUCUAAAUUUGAGUCAGGGGCAAACAGAAAACAAAGCAUCAAAGAUUGAGUAUGAUUAAAGCCAGAGCCUAUUUUAUUAUUUUGUUACUGGAAUCAAUGUGCCUUUUAUGAAAUUGGAUGCAUGCAAUAGAAUGACAUGUGAAAAACGAAUAGUCUCAUUUCAUUUAAUGAAAUCUUUAAAGGAUGUUCUACUCUGUUUAACAAACUUGUUGGUUACAUUCUACGUUACAGUACCUAAAUAGUUCAACAUUUUGGGAAAUUCAUUUAAAUGUUUAAUUUUCUGGUGGAGAGUUAAACAAGAAGAUCAAUACCUCUGUCAUUUCUGUGGGCUAAAUGCAAAACAGCAGCCAGCAGCCUUUUAACGUGGCUCAGUAUAAAGACAGCAAGCCUGGCUCUGUCCAAAGCUAAUAAAAUCAGUUUACCAGCACUCAUAAAACAAAUGUUAUAUCUCAUUUGUUUAAUCUGUACUGGAAAUGAAAGUGUAAAGAUGACGGGUUCACCUUUUCACGGUGGGGGGGGGGGGGGCGUUCAUCACCUUGCAACUGUUGACUGUUGAGAAGCAAGAACUAGUCAGGCUCACCUGUUGCUUGUGGUAGCUUAAUGUUUAAAUUACAAACAUGAAAGUAGUAUCAAUCUAUCAAUCAUUUAACUCUUCACCAGAAAAUGAGUGAGUAUAUUUCCUAAAAUAUUGAACUGUUCCUUGAAUAUGUUACAUGACAUUACAUUAUGAAGGACUGAUUAAAACUUACUACCUUUGAUAUACAUUUAUAAUCUUGAUAUACUGUUUGUUUUUUGGUACUCAAAAUAUGUGUGCAGCACAAGUAGGAAAGUGUUUUUACAUCAUUUUAACUGCGGCCCUCUUAAGUAGAUACUGAAAAGUUAAAAUAUAUGUCUGAGAUCAAAAUUUUGCAGAUCAUACAUUUUCUUUUCCACAUUCAUUCACAUUUGCUCCGACUGCUACUCACAGAGUCUCAUCUUCAUAAGCUUUUUAGUUCAUCAUCGAUUUUUAAGUCCAUUUUUAGAACAUACUGUUAUACUGGCGAACUGAUGCUAAAGCUGAAAUGUAAUUAAUGAGAACAACUCAUCAAGUAUUUAAAUAACCUGGUUGCAGGCAUGAGACUGGAGGUCUUGAAUUGUGUAUUUUUGCAUUUUUAUUUGAAUUUAGAAGCUUGUUAUAUGUGUGAUUUUCAACCACAAGCCAUUAAUCUCAGAGUUCUCUUCUUACAAAUGCCUUUGACCUUUCUUUGUGAUCAUUAUCUGUGGAGGCUUUUUUAAACAAUGUAUUUUUUUGCUAUCCAUUUUAUAAAAGAACUUGGGCUUUUCAUCUUUGCCUUUGAUGCAUGAUGUAUUGAUUGAAAGUUUUUUUUUAUAUGUUUCAUAGCCUAUACAGUAUUGUUUUAUAAAAGUGUUUCUCAAGGCCCUUAUUGUAUGUAUUUUCUAUGAGCAUUUUGUAUUCCAUGUUUAUACUUUUAGUAGAUUUAUAUGAUGUAAUAAAUUGACUCAUACAAAUGUU